Messenger RNA from Daktulosphaira vitifoliae (grape phylloxera), 4231 nucleotides. RefSeq names its product protogenin B-like. Lineage: Eukaryota; Metazoa; Arthropoda; Insecta; Hemiptera; Phylloxeridae. Gene Ontology annotation, biological process: cell-cell adhesion; axon guidance. Gene Ontology annotation, molecular function: protein binding. The transcript is spliced from 18 exons. The record is from RefSeq and is a predicted model, not a curated record. Gene Ontology annotation, cellular component: plasma membrane; axon. Bases 570 to 4025 code for a protein of 1151 amino acids.
GAGUGCGCGCGCAUCAGUUGUGAUCAGUCCAUUUCACCAAAUAUUUUUAUUGUUAGGUGUUAUUAUAAUCUUGUUUUUUAUUUACACGUUGAAUAUUGUGUAGUGGUUGAAAUCUGUGAUUUUUUUUAACAAAUUUCAAUUAACGUUUCAUUUGUCAUUUUUUCAGUGUUAUGACGUUGUGUCUAAUGAAAUUUUUUUAUGCAUCGUUUAAAAUUGACGGACAAAUAUGUUAAUACUUAGAUUGUAAAGUUACUAUUUUAAUUUACUGUUUAUUAAAAAUCCUGUAAUAUUUCAGUUAUCAAAAUCUAAAGUAUUUUGUAUUAUGAUUUUUAUUCGUGAAAUGUUAUAAGAAAUCUAAUUUUGAACAACUACUAUGGCUAAUUCAACUUUUAAUUUAGUAAUCAUUUCAUCCAAAUUUUUAUAAGUAAAGUGAAAUAUUUUCAAUUAAAUUAUAAUUAGUGUUCACCCUUAUAUUAUUUCAUGUAAAUUCAAAUUACAGUGUUUUACCUUAAAUUUUAAUUGUGUUGUUGGUUGUUACUUUUAAAAAGUCGUUCCGAUGUGCCUCCUUCAUGGCGAUUACAUUUAUUCAUAUAUUUUUGUUUUUGAUGCAAAUGAUUAUAGUCAACAGUGCUGGUCGAAUAAAUACGGCCAGCAACGAUACUGUAUCAUCAUGGAUUUUUGAACCACCUGAAAUUGUAAUAGCAGUUAGAGGUAAACCGUUCGAGUUGCGGUGUCAUUCGCCCCUUUCUAAUGUUACAUACCAUUGGGUGCAUAAUAAUCAUACCUUGUCUCUAGUCAACGAUACACGUCGCAAAGUUUUGCCUAAUGGCUCGUUAUAUUUUAAUUCGAUAAUAAAUAAAAAAUCUGGUGAUGCGGGAUCUUACAGAUGUAUAGUACAAACGCCAUAUGGCGCUAUUUCCUCAAAAAUAAUAACAUUGCAAACUGCAGUUCUUCACGAUUUUAUCAUAUCACCUCUUAAUGUGACAGUCAGUUCAGAAGCUAGUCGUGUAGCAAUUCGAUUUUCUUGUAAUAUAUAUUCUAUUCCUGAUGCUAAAAUUACUUGGUUUAAAAAUGGAGAGAAAGUGCCUGAUGAUGAUAUGAGGUAUAUAACCAAGAUACCUGGUGUACUAUACAUUAAAAAGAUUGUUGAUAGUGAUGUUGGAGAAUAUAAAUGUUCAGCGACUAACGAAUUGCUUAAUAAGGUAAAGUUUAGUAGUGUUGGUCAUCUAAUCCUUGAAAAAGUUCAAAAUGGGUCUUCAGAAAUUCAAUCAGGUAUUUUACCUUUGGCAUUUAUAUCUCCUGAAAGUUUGGAAGUAAAGAAUGUAGCAGAAGGGGAUAAUAUAACUUUUGAAUGUGCUGCUAUUGGAGUUUCUGCUCCACAGUUGAAUUGGUCAUUUACAUCAUCAAUAGGAAACAAACCCAUUAUUCUGAAUAAAAAUGAUAAUGCUGUUAGUAUUUUGAGUUUAACUAGUGUUGGUAUAAAAGAUUCUGGAACUUAUACAUGUCAUGCUUUUCAAACGAUGACAGGAUGGCCUGAUUUUCCACAUGCUAGAGUUUUCCAUUUGCAAGUAUUUACUACUCCUUCUAUUGUCAUUAAACCAGAAACUCAAACUAUUCCUAUAGCAAACUCAAUACGAUUUAGGUGUGGUGCAGAAGGAAAUCCAAUACCAAAUAUAACAUGGUAUCAUAAUGGACAUCGUUUAAAAUUGCAAGGCCGUAUUAAGCUCAAAGAUAAGUAUUUAUUAGUAAGUAAUACUGUGUCAAAUGAUUCUGGUAUCUACCAAUGUUUUGCUUCAAAUAACUAUGGAACAGUUUGGGCAGGAGCAAUGCUCACUAUCAGUUCAUCUCCAUAUGAACCAGCUCCUCCUAUAAAUAUCAGUUGUCGUACAUUAUCACCUACUAAAAUUCAAGUUUCAUGGCGCAAAUCUCUUUCUGAUAUACAUGAUGAUCCACCCAUCAUAGUUCGAGAUGAUUCUGUACAACUUGGUUCAUCUCAUAGUAGUGUUUCUUCAUCAGUUCCUGAUUUGGUUGAAACACCUAGUAAGAUAAUACGAGCCUAUACAAUUCAUUACAUGCCUACAGAUGGCGGAGAAGAAUCCUUAGCAGUGAGUGUUAAUCACUCUAUAAUAGUUGACAAAUUAAUGCCAUACAAAAAUUAUACAUUUUAUGUACGAGUUUAUAAUGGUAAAUCUGGAUCUGACCAAUCUGAAAAAGUCACUUGCAAAACUCAAGAUGAAGCUCCACAAACAGUACCAGAAUUGACUGUUACUGUACUCAGUCCAGUAUCAAUUCGUAUAGAAUGGUCUGCAAUUCAAGUAAGCUUAACAAAUGGUGCUAUUACUCAAUAUCAAGUGAUGUGGAGACGACUUCACAGCCCAUCUAAUUAUGUACAAAUGCUUUCAAAGAAUAUUUUACAGUAUACAAUAACAGGACUAAAAUCAGGAGGACAGUAUGAAGUUCAAGUUUUAGGAGUAACUAAAACCAAAUUACCUGAUAAUGAUUUUUCUUGGCAAAUUGUUGAAUUACCAGCUUCUAAUCCCAAUUUACCUAUUCCUAUUUUAUCUUAUGAAACUGUUAAUUCAAUCAAGUUGAUGUGGUAUGUCACAGACCAAUCAGCUUUAUUUGAUUCAUAUAAACUCAUGUAUCGUACUACUAAUCAAACAAAUCAAUCUAUAAUGACAUUAAAAACAUUUAGUCCAACAAUAAAUCAACAUACAAUAAAUUACUUAAAUGCGAUGGAUGUUUAUGAAAUACUGUUGAAUUGUGUAUCUGAAAGUGGAGAAGGAGAGCCUGUUUCUAAAACUAUAUCUGUAGUCUUAGAUAUGUUAUCUCCACCAUCUCAAAUAGAAGCAAUUGCUGCUUCAUUGCAUACAUUAAAUCUAUCUUGGGUUCCUCCUCAUUCAGCUGAUCCUUCUUCACUACUAUUUAUUGUUUCAUAUAGUACUUUAUCAAAUUAUUCUCAAAAUUUGACUACUGUUGUUACUGAUCUUGGUGCUACAACUCUUGAAAUUAAUGGUUUAAAACCUUAUUCAAUAUACGAAUUUAAAAUUUCUACCCAAGAUAAAAGUAAUAGAAAAAGUGAAUACAGCCAAAAAGUACAAGUACGAACUCUUCAAGGAGUGCCUGGCAUUGUCGAACAUAUAACUUCUCAAUGGCUUAAUGCUAGCACUGUUCGAAUAAGUUGGCUAGAACCCAUUAAACCAAAUGGCAUAAUUAUGGCUUAUUAUGUAUCUUAUACAUCUGAACUCAAUGUACCACCAACAUCUUGGCAACAGCUAAAUGUAUCUCGCAGUAAAAAUCAUCUAGACUUAUAUGGACUAAACAACAACACAAGAUAUUUUUUCAUGCUGCGAGCUGCUACAGAUGCUGGUUUUGGGCCUCAAAGUGGAAUUUUUUCUAUUGAGCCAUUAACACCCCUAAAAGAAUUAUCUUUUAAAUCUAACCAUACAAUUGAACAGCCAUCAAUUUAUGUUGAAGAUGAACAGUUACUAGGAAUAGUUAUUGGCUGUGUUAUUGGUGUAUGUUGCAUUAUUAUUUGUACCACAAGUAUUGUACUUAAACGACAAUGUAUCAAAGCUGAAAGGCUACGAGAAAUACAACAAAAUUCAAUUGCCAGUGAUGCAGCAUAUUGUUCACAGCAUAUGCUUCCAAUUACAAUUGAACAUGUACAAAGUGAAGAAAGUGUUCCAUUAAAUGAUAUUCAUUAUAUUACUAGAUUUAUAGAUAGUAGAGGUUGUUUUCAAAACAAUAAUUCAAGUAUGGCAAUGCCUCUUUUAGAACAAAAUAGCUUGAGGGAGCAUAAUUUAUUAAAUAUGCAUAUUAUUGAAAAUCCUCAAUGUUUGGUAAAUGCAGACAAUUAUGAUGUAGAUAGCUUGUUAAGUGAGUCAGCAGAAGGAGGUGCUGGAACAGAAGAAUCUGGUUGUAGUGAUCAGUUAGUGAAAAGCCAAAAAGGAGGAGAUUAUAGUGUUAUUGAUGAUGGAUUUCAUGAACAUGUUGAGAUUAAUAAAAUAUCUGCUGUCAGAUGAUUUUAUCAUAAAUAUGUAUAUUUGUGCCAAAAUUAUAACAUCAAGUUACUACUUAUUUGAGGGUUCCUGAGAUUGAUUUCAUCUUCAUUCAACUAUUUCAGUUGGUCAAAGUUAAGGUGUAUGUAAAGACAUUACCAAAAGUUUAUAGUAUUGUCAUAUUAUUUCAGUAUAACUAGUGAUAUUUUUUUUGAACAAGUGACUAUAAA